UCAAAAACCGUCCAUGCAACAAUCUCACAGGCCGCAGUCGUUCCGCAUUAAAUUAAUGCUACCGUCUCGUAGAUCAACUGUUUCCUAUUGCAGAAAUCUCAGCUCACGUUGAAUGACUUGACCAUAUGAAUCGUGACUGUCUGCCUGAUUGCUUACAUGAUGCAGCCUAUCGCUAACGAUGGUGAAGUGCUCUCCGGCAAUCAUGACUCGGAGGACCUCAGAGGCCUCAACUCCGACGUCUUCCCCAAUCUACACCGCGACCAUGACCCAUCCCAGUUCGAUAUCCGCAGUGACGACCUCUCUCGUGAAGCUCGUAGACUUCCCUACCCCCCAAUGCCAUUGUAUCGUGGUAUGGGUCGUCCUGAGAUCCAACAAGACUUUCGCGAUCUAGUGCCAGACGCAGAUCCUAUCCCCCCAUUACCGCUUCCCCUCAUGCAGCCAAACCUCGGUGACUACCGCCCAAGUUUCUCCUUGCCGGUUAUGUCCAUGGGUGGUACCUUCACGUUACCAUCCACAGCAGAGGACCGACCGACCGUGAUCGUGACAGCGCAGACCUCCCAGGAUGGUCCAAGUGGCACGGCGAAGAGGUCUGCCCACGUCGAAGUCACGGAACGUGCAUCCAAGAAGGAUCUCAAGCAGGUAAAACAGUAUGAAACAACCUGGAGAAUGUUGGAAAAGCGUAUGGACAGGGGAGGUACACCCCUUGGCACGGUGACGGAAAGUCACAGUCCAAACGAAUAUCACGUUCCAGACAAAGUCGAUAUGUAA
Molecule: messenger RNA, 768 nt
Organism: Suillus subaureus
Lineage: Eukaryota; Fungi; Basidiomycota; Agaricomycetes; Boletales; Suillaceae
Exons: 2
Coding region: 157-768 (203 amino acids)
Source: RefSeq, a predicted model, not a curated record